Messenger RNA from Venustampulla echinocandica, 780 nucleotides. RefSeq lists its product as uncharacterized. The transcript is spliced from 2 exons. NCBI's taxonomy places the organism in Eukaryota, Fungi, Ascomycota, Leotiomycetes, Helotiales, Pleuroascaceae. Bases 1 to 780 code for a protein of 259 amino acids. The record is from RefSeq and is a predicted model, not a curated record.
AUGAGUGGCUCCCGUGCAAUUACUCGCGCUGCCACCCUGGCAAGGCGUACAGUCCACGUCAAGAUGUUUCCAACACCCAGAACAUUUCCUGAGCGUCGGGAAGUCCUCCGAGUUAUGGAACAACUCGGUGAAGUGGAAAUGUUCCGUUCAUUGAAGUACCACCCAAAGGCUCCUGUGCCAAACGCCUUCCUCUCGAUGUUCAGAACCGAAGCCGCCGCGGUUGCAGCUCUGAACCAAAGCCCAAUCCGCUAUCGCCUUAUGCCCAAUGACUCUCAAUCCGAAGAUCCUUCUACAGAAACUCUUCUUGGCUCAACUCUCACUCCGCCUGACCACGCGCCAGCAGAGCCAUCCACCGCGAAGCCCAACGACGAGAAGAUUUUCGAACUCCACAUAUCAACCACCACAAUCGAUCAUGAAAGGUACCUCAGAUCCCCAUCGACAAAUCCACUCUACGGGCCCUUUAUACCAAUCAGUCCCGUCAAGUCCUAUAUCGCAGCUUCGUUAGAUGCCGUAAUAUCACCCUCGAUGUGGGCUCCUGGCUUGAAAGACUGGGAGACGGACGGCUCACAGCUCGGAGGCGGGAAAGUGGCGGAUUUGGAGUCCGAGCCUGGCCAGUCGAUGCCGGUGACAAGUAUUGAGUGGAGGGUUAAUCGAAGGCAGACGAGGAGACGGGAGAAAUUGAUACCGAAAGUGAUGAUGGGGCUGAAGAAUUUAAGGCAAGAAUGGGAGGCUGAGCAGGAGCUCAAGCUGGGGAAACCCGUCAAGUCAGCUGCCUCAUGA